CAGGGAGUUUGAAGUCCCCGACAUGCCAACCAGCAGUUGAGUGUGAUGGGAUUAUGACAACAAAACGACAAACAUCCUCCGGCAAGCAAAGCGACCAGCAGACAUGGACUUCAGCGGCACUUGGAAAGUUCAUUCUGAGGAAAACCUCGAGGAGUUCUUAAAAGUAGUAGGUGCACCUGAAAUGGUUGUCAAAAUGCGAAAGGAAGUCAAACCAGUGCUGGUGAUCGAGCAGAAGGGGAAGGACUUCACCUACACGAUGAAGACUCCCAUCUGCACCAAAGUCCACUCAUUCAGCCUGGGGAAGGAGUCUGAGAUGACUUCUGUGGAUGGCAGGAAGUUUAAGUGCACUGUCAGAGAGGAGAAGGGGAAGCUGAUUGCAGAGACUGAAAAGUUCACCUCCGUCCGUGAGAUCCAAGGAGACGAGAUGAUUGAGACUUUCACUGCUGGCCCUGUGACUUUUAUCAGCAGGAGCAAACGUGUCUGAUCCACGCCUGGCAGCGGAUGGUACCUCUAGAACUUCUCAGUUUCAGCAGGGGGGCAAUGUGGAAGUGACAUAAUGGAAAAUAAAUGUAAACCUUAAAAAAUACUUUUAUUCAAACACUUUAAUGAAUAGAUUUGGAUGAUAAAAAUAAACCGACAUGUUUGUACUUUCCCUCAGUAUGACAGCUUUAGUUACUGCACAGAUACCUUUUU
Molecule: messenger RNA, 693 nt
Organism: Anoplopoma fimbria (sablefish)
Lineage: Eukaryota; Metazoa; Chordata; Actinopteri; Perciformes; Anoplopomatidae
Product: fatty acid-binding protein, liver-like
Exons: 4
Coding region: 104-484 (126 amino acids)
Biological process (GO): fatty acid transport
Cellular component (GO): nucleus; cytosol
Molecular function (GO): fatty acid binding
Source: RefSeq, a predicted model, not a curated record